UCUUGUCCCUCGGUCCGGAAGCGGGGGUGCCCGAAUCCACUACUUCGGUAGUCUGCCUGCCUGGGAGGCGGACGCCCCCAGGGCGCAGAGCCUCGCAGGGACGCACCCACGAGCCGGAAAAAUGUGGGUGUUUGGUUACGGGUCCCUGAUCUGGAAGGUGGAUUUCCCCUACCAGGACAGGCAGGUCGGAUACAUCACGAACUACAGCCGGCGCUUCUGGCAGGGUAGCACCGACCACCGAGGGGUCCCGGGCAAGCCUGGAAGAGUUGUGACUCUUGUUGAAGAUCCUGGGGGAUGUGUAUGGGGUGUUGCUUAUAAACUCCCAGCAGGAAAAGAAGAAGAAGUAAAAGCAUCCCUUGACUUCAGAGAGAAAGGAGGCUACAGAACCACAACAGUCAUUUUUUAUCCAAAAGAUCCCACAACAAAACCAUUCAGUGUGUUGCUAUAUAUUGGAACAUGUGAUAAUCCUAAUUAUCUUGGUCCCGCACCUCUGGAAGACAUUGCUGAACAAAUUUUUAAUGCAGCUGGUCCAAGUGGAAGAAAUACAGAAUAUCUUUUUGAACUUGCAAAUUCUAUUAGAAGCCUCAUCCCAGAAGAUGCAGAUGAGCAUCUUUUCUCUUUGGAAAAAUUAGUAAAGGAACGUUUAGAAGAAAAGUAGAACCUCAUUUGUAUAUAAAAACCUAAUAAUUGACUUUGCCAAACAAGCAAACCUUUCUAUCUUCAGAGAGUAACUUCAGUGCACAAUGGCAAUGUGUUUACUUGAAGAUAUCUUUAAUGUUCUAGUCAAUCAUCAUCUAGCUUUAUAGUUUAACUUCAAGUGUCCUGAAACACACUUAAAAGAUUGUCAUACAGAGAAAGAAAAAAAAUUCAAGUUUUAAUAAUAUGAAUUCCUACCUAUGAUAUUAAACACUUGCUCAUUAUGAGUUCUUUAAAAAUAUAUAAAA
This is a messenger RNA of Fukomys damarensis (Damara mole-rat), 944 nucleotides long. It is a transcript of the gene Chac2, whose product is annotated as ChaC glutathione specific gamma-glutamylcyclotransferase 2. Gene Ontology annotation, biological process: glutathione catabolic process. Lineage: Eukaryota; Metazoa; Chordata; Mammalia; Rodentia; Bathyergidae. Bases 122 to 658 code for a protein of 178 amino acids. Gene Ontology annotation, cellular component: cytoplasm. The record is from RefSeq and is a predicted model, not a curated record. Gene Ontology annotation, molecular function: glutathione specific gamma-glutamylcyclotransferase activity; gamma-glutamylcyclotransferase activity. The transcript is spliced from 3 exons.